AGGAUCUGAAGGACUUCCCAUGGGCGUGAGGGAAAUCGCACACACCAUCCGGGGAAGAGGACCAGGAAAUUACUUCUUGUUUUUCAAACAGCAGUGAGGUCUCAGGGAUGGCUCUGUGAGGCUCGGAGGGCAGAGGCUGGGGUGGCACCAGUAAGGGGUGAGACUGAACUCAGUGUGGAGCUGCCAGCUCUGCCUGCGAUCUCAAGAUGAGUGCUGCGUGGCUCUCCCUUCACUGGGUGUGAGAGCUCCGAGGAGGCCACUGGCCUCGCAGUGGAAACCUGGAUGCUUUAGGCGUCUGAACAAGGCAGCAGCCCGCCUGGGGACAACGCUGCUGGACAGGCAAAGCAACUCAAGCUUGAAGACAUGAAAUCCCCAAGGAGAACCACGUUGUGCUUUAUGCUUCUUGUGAUUUAUUCUUCCCAAGUUACCCUGAACUUGAAUUUAGAGUCUAUUGUUCAUCCUUUGAUUCUCCCUGAACUGGAGCCAGCAGAGCAGGAGGUACUAAGGCAUAAACGAGAGGUUGCCACAGGUAGUCCUGCAGCUAAAGAGUAUACUGUUGAUAUUGAGAUCAGUUUUGAAAAUGCCUCGUUCCUGGAGCCUAUCAAAGCUUACUUGAACAGUCUCAGCUUUCCAAUUCAAGGGAAUGACACUGACCUAACCACCAAUAUUUUGAGCAUAGCAGUGACAACAGUCUGCAGACCUGCUGGAAAUGAAAUCUGGUGCUCCUGUGAGAAAGGCUAUCAGUGGCCUCAGGAAAGAUGCCUCCACAAUCUCACUUGUCAAGAGCAUGACAGCUCUUCAGGACAGCCUUGCAAUUGCCUUAAAGGACUGCCUCCCACGGGACCUUCUUGUCAGCUCCGGGGAGCAGCUGUUACCCUGAGAAUGUCAGUCAGACUCAAUGUGGGCUUUCAAGAAGACCUCAGGAACUCCUCCUCUGCCCUGUAUAGGUCCUACAAGACUGACUUGGAAACAGCAUUCCAGAAAGGUUACCGUAUUUUACCAGGCUUCAAGUUGGUGAGGGUGACAGGAUUCAGGCCCGGGAGUGUGGUUGUGAAAUAUGAAGUUACAACUACAACACCAUCACCUGAAUUAAUGCAUAAAGCCAAUGAGCAAGUGAUGCAGAACCUCAAUCAGACCUACAAAAUGGACUACAACUCCUUUCAAGCUGCCAGUAGCAAUGAAACAAAGUUCUCUAUUGAACCAGAAAUCAUCUUUGUCGGGGAUACAGUAACUCUUAUGUGUGAAACUGAAGUUGCGUCCUCCAAUGUGUCUUGGCACCAUGUCCAGGGGCAUUCAGACAUCCAGAACAGCAGCCGGUUCUACAUUUACACCUAUGUGCUCAACAACAUGACCUCAGUGUCACAUCUCACUAUUUACAACAUCACUCAGGGUGAUGCAGGUGAAUAUAUUUGCAAACUGACAGUAGAUAUUUUUGACUAUGAGGCCAAAAGAAAUAUAGUUGUUACACCCAUCCAAAUUUUGGCAAUUCAAGAAAUGAAGGUGACAUGCGACAACAGUCCUGCAUCUUUGAACUGUUGCAGUGAGAUUAAUGUUAACUGGAGUAGAAUUGAAUGGAAUCAGGAGGGGAAAAUAAGCAUUCAAGGAAUCGCUGAGACGGACACAGAUUCAGGCUGCAGCAGAUACACUCUCCAACCUGAUGGAACUCAGUGUCCCAGUGGCUCCUCUGGAACAACAGUGAUCUACACGUGUGAGUUCAUCAGCACGCAUGGAGCCAGAGGCAGUCAGAGCAUAGAAGUCACAUUCACAUCUGUGGGAGAUAAUUCCAGCCACAAGGGGGAAGUGCACGAGUACCUAAGGCAUGUGAUGGAAAUGAGUUCAGUUCAGAGCAUUCAGAGCACCACCGCGAACAGCCUAGAAACAAGUAAAGCCCAGGAGCAGCAAGCCAACCUUACAAUAACCCCGGACUCAAUUUCUGUUUCUGAGGGACAAAACUUUUCUCUAAAGUGCAUCAGUGAUGUGAGUAACUAUGAUGAGGUGUACUGGAACACUUCUGCUGGAAUUAAAAUAUAUGAAAAGUUUUAUACCUCAAGGAACUAUCCUGAUGGAGCAGAGUCCGUGCUGGCAGUCGAGACCUCCACCAGAGAGUGGAAUGGGACCUACCACUGCAUAUUUAGAUAUAAGAACUCAUACAGUAUCACCACCAAAGACGUCACCGUCCAUCCGCUGCCUCUGGAAUCCAACAUCAUGGUAGACCCUUUGGAAGAUGCAGUCCCCUGUAAAGGUUCCCGUCAGUUAAAGUGCUGCAUAGAAGAGGAUGAAGACUACAAAGUAACUUUCCAAAUGGAUUCCUUGUCCUUUCCUGCUGCAAAAGAAGUUAAUGGAAAGCAAGUGUGCUACAAAUACAACUUCUCGGCAAGAUUGGUUUCUUGGUGUCCAAAAAAUGUUGAUGCGGUCUGUCUCUUUACCAAUGCCGCUAAUGGUUCAGUCCGGAGCCCCUCAAUGAAGCUUCAUCUGGUUCCUGGGGGAAACAUCACAUGCCAAGAUCCCAUAAUAGGCAUCGGGGAGCCUGGGAAAGUUGUUCAGAAGCUGUGCCAGUUCUCCAAAUUUCCCCGAGGCCCCGGUGGGCUGGUCGGUGGAACAGUAACCUACAAAUGCAUAGGCUCCCAGUGGAAGAUGAAGAGCAACAACUGUGUCUCAGUCCCAAUAAAUAACCUGCUCAAGCAGGCCAAGGCUUUGGUUAAGAGCCCCUCUCAGGAUGAACAGCUCCCUACAUACCUAAAGGAGCUUUCCACUAGCACAAGCAAGAUGGAAGAUGAAGUCAGUUCUUCGCCUGGGAGCUUGGGAGCUCUUAUCGACAUCCUUGAUUUGCUCUCAACUGUUCCAACCCAAGUGACAACAGAAAUGAUGACGGAUGUUCUGUCCACGGUUAACGUCAUACUCAACAAGCCCAUGUUAAGUACCUGGAAGGAGUUACAACAGCAACAGAACAACCAGAGCUCACUGUUACUGGAUUCAGUGGAAAGAUUUUCCAGAGCACUAUGGACAGAGGACAGCACCAUCCUGUCCAUCUCUCAAACCAAUGUGCAGAUGAGAGGCAUGGUGAUAAAAUCUGGCCCCAAAAUCUACACACAGAGAUUUGUUUUCUCAGACUCUGACCUCUGGGGCAACGUGGCAAUUGAUGAGUGCCAGCUGGGAAAUCUGCAGCCAGAUUCAUCUAUUGUCACUGUGGCUUUCCCAACUCUCAAAACCAUCCUUGGCCGGGAUGCUCAAGGACAGAGUUUUGCAAACAGCUUAGUGAUGACAACCACUGUCAGCCACAAUAUAACCAUGCCAUUCAGGAUUUCAAUGACUUUUAAAAUCAACAACCCUUCAGGCGGGGCACCACAGUGUGUCUUCUGGAACUUUCACCUUGCCAAUUAUACAGGGGGCUGGGACAGCAGUGGCUGCUAUGUUAACGAAGUCCAUGGGGAUAGCAUCUCCUGCAGCUGUGACCACUUAACAUCAUUCUCCAUCCUCAUGUCCCCUGACUCCCCAGACCCCGAUUCGCUCCUGAAAAUACUGCUGGAUAUCAUUUCCUACAUUGGGUUGUGCUUUUCCAUCCUGAGUUUAGCAGCCUGUCUCAUUGUGGAAGCUGUGGUGUGGAAAUCAGUGACCAAGAACCGGACUUCCUACAUGCGCCACAUCUGCAUAGUGAACAUUGCUGCUUCCCUGCUGGUGGCUGACACCUGGUUCAUAGUGGCUGCUGCCAUCCAUGACAACCACUACCCACUCAAUGAGACAGCCUGCGUGGCCGCCACCUUCUUCAUCCAUUUUUUCUACCUCAGUGUCUUCUUCUGGAUGCUGACUCUGGGCCUCAUGCUCUUCUACCGCCUGGUUUUCAUCUUACAUGACACCAGCAAGUCCAUUCAGAAGGCAAUUGCAUUUUCUCUUGGCUAUGGCUGCCCUCUCGUCAUCUCAGUCAUCACCGUGGGAGCCACACAGCCACAGGAAGUCUACACGAGGAAGAAUGCCUGUUGGCUCAACUGGGAGGAUACGAAGGCCCUGCUGGCUUUCGUCAUCCCGGCACUGAUCAUUGUGGUGGUGAACAUGACCAUCACUGUCGUGGUCAUCAUGAAGAUCCUGAGACCUUCCGUUGGGGACAAGCCAAGCAAGCAGGAGAAAAGCAGUCUCUUCCAGAUCAGCAAGAGCAUUGGGGUCCUCACACCACUCUUGGGGCUCACCUGGGGUUUUGGUCUUGCCACUGUGUUCCAGGGGAGCAAUGCUGUGUUCCAUAUUGUAUUUACUCUCCUCAAUGCCUUCCAGGGAUUAUUCAUUUUACUCUUUGGAUGCCUCUGGGAUCAGAAGGUGCAAGAAGCUUUGCUGAAUAAGUUUUCACGGUCAAGAUGGUCUUCACAGCACUCAAAGUCAACAUCCCUAGGUUCAUCUACACCUGUAUUUUCUAUGAGUUCCCCAAUAUCAAGAAGAUUUAACAAUUUGUUUGGUAAAACAGGAACAUACAAUGUUUCCACCCCUGAAACCACCAGCUCAUCCCUGGAAAACACAUCCAGUGCUUACUCCUUGCUCAACUAAGAACAGGAAGGCCCAACCCACGUGACUUCUUGGGAACGAUGGAUGUUCUGAAAAAGAGAUCCUUUCAAAGCCAUGGGCAAAAUGUUUUCUCUGCAGGCUCCUGGGAGCAGAUGCUGAAAAGACUUUUCGUGAGGGAAGAGGCUUCCUUUUGUAAAGACAGACUAAGAGUAAUUGUUUCUUUUAUUUUGCUGUCCCACCUCCAUCCUUGUGUGACAGCAAAUGUGUAUAGUAUUUAAAUGACGCUCAUGUACUCCAAGGCCCAACUUCUCUGUCUAUAUUGUAAAAUACAAUUUCAAAGUGACACUUUCAUUUUUCACAUGUUGGGCACAAAGAUAAGCUUUGAUUAAAAUAAUAAAUAAAAGGCUAGAACCUAGAAAUGCUUCAGUAAAGUCUAGAAAGCCUAAACGGAUAGAGGGAGGGAAGGAAGGAAAAAAUGAAGAGAGGGAUGGGGGAAGGAAGAAAACAUGAAGAAAAAGGAAAAAGUAGAGAUCAACAGCUUUAAGGGCCCCAUUUUAGGGUUUCCAUGUUAAUGAUCUAAUCUAAUUGCAGAGACCCUGCAAUACUGAGGAUUAAAAAGUGGCUCAAGAAUGAAACCUGAAAGUGAGCUUCAGGGAAAGAUUUGUGUCAUCCUGGUCUUCACUACGUGAGAAGUGGGGGAAAGCAACAGGGGAAAUAGAAAGGAAGUUACAUCCUCAGGAUGCUUUCAAGUGGGUAACAAUAUGUACGACAGACGCCGGGCAGAGACACGGCUCUCCUGAGACAGGACACACGCAUUUACCUUGGUAUGCUGAGGUCUGAGCUAAGUGAGUGAGCGUGCAAAGGAAGUGUGAUAACUCUAUCCUGUCCACUACAUCAAGCAGCUGGAUUCAUUUUUAUCAUUGAUCAGAAAAGAUUCACAUUUCAGUUUGCUCCACAAUUUGAAAGCAAAAAGUAUCUAUUUUUAUAUCCAUGAAUUGCCAAAUUGAUAUUUUGCACUGAAAACAGACUCCAACUGUCUUAUAUUGUUAUUUAACAACUUUAACCAGGUACUUCUCUGUGCAUUAUAGAAUAGAUUUUAAUAAUCUCAUAGCAUUGUAUAUUAUCAUUGUUGUUAGUGUAGGCAUGGAGGACUUGGUGUGUUGUGUGGCUCUCUUUGUGUUAGUUCUUUCAGUCCUCAAUUCCCCAGACCGACAUGCAUUAAGAAUUUUGUGUGAUCGAAUCGGUGUUUAUUCCAACCAUUUGGGAAUCUUCCAGAAAAACGUUUUACAGCUGGCUAGUCUAUGCACCGAAUGAUAUUACCUUGAUGAACGGAGGGUGCAGCUUUUUCCCCAAGGAUUUGAAUUGGUUGUGAAUUGUGUGUGUGUGUGUGUGUGUGUACAUUUCAUGAAAAUACAAAUAUUUAUUAAAAUUGCAUCCAUAUUAAAGCUAAUCAUGUGCUGUAGCUGCAGCAAUCACAGAUUCCAAAUCAAUGUCUGAUCCCAAGGAGAAAAUAAGACAGAAUAAAAAUAUAGGGUUACUCUGGAAAUGCGGGCUCUAUGGUCUCUUUAAGGGGUGAGAACACAAAUGGGGCCCAGUCACCAGGAAGACUGGACAAGAGCGGCUGAAACUCAACCACUUAUUAAGAUUCAAAAGUGUCCUUCUAAUAUAUUAACUUUCUAAAAUCCCUUCCUUUUAUUUGUAAUUUUGAGCUGUCCUUCUGCCUCUCUUUUCUUCACGGGGAAGGGGAGGUGAGGCAGAUGGAAGCCCUAAUGAUGUUUCAAGUAAAUGAACUUUAUUUCUUCCUAUUCUCAAAUGAUGGAGAGAGCCUAUGUUUGCCUGAAAACACACAUUGUUAUCCCAAAUGGAUAGCUCAUAAAGUUCCUAAAAGAAAUCAUUGCUAGGUUAUAAAAUCCUCUAGGUCUGAAGGACUUUGGGUGGAGUUCAGUACUGAGAAGACAGAGCCAGAGACUAGGUUGGAGGAUUUGUUGAAUCAGGAGUAGAUAUGGGAAGGCGGUGGGGGAGAGAAAAAUUAAGUGUCAGAGAAAAAAAAUGGCUUUGACUGAUUUGGUUCCUGUAGUUAAAUCAGGGUAUUGUGGCAGAAUUUUAACUUGGUCCUCUUGACACCAUCUGCCAAGGAAAGCAAGGCACUCAGGAGAAGGUGUGGUUCUCAUAUUCACAAUUACAAUGGGACAAGAAACCACGAACUUCCACCCACUUCCCUAGGGAUCCCUUAGGAGUCAUUGUGUUGGUUGCUAUAAUGCAGGAAGCUUCACCAGAGGGCCACAGGAGGUGGAUCUGUCCCUCUGUCACACGCAUUAACUGAGGCAUAAACCCUUACAUAACACACACACACACACAGAGACAUGAACAUAUGUCCCACCUUUCAUGCCACAGUGCUGUGUCCAAAUUCUAGAAAAUGAAAAAUACUGGUUUUCUGCCCAACUGUGUGACACACAAUUCAGCCCCUGCUCUUUGCUGAGUAUAUCCUAAAAUAAGCAGUAGGAUUCAAAACUGUUAAAAAGGACAGUCCACGAAUCCAUAAAUUAUACCGUGGGCCUGCUUGGCCCUGAGGCCCUCAGUUUGCAAUCAGCAGUGAUUACCAGGCAUCUGGUAGUACAUUCCUAAGGGGAGAGGAGGCAGGAAAAAACAUGGCUCCGCGGUGUGGUCUGCUUCACUUGUAAAGUGCCUCAUGCUUCCGGAAAGCUCCGGGUUCCGGAAAGCUCUCAUUGUAAAACUCAGUUUUCUGAACCAACACUGUCUUGCAUGCAUGCCCUUCUAUUAAAUCCAUUUCUUGCAAAAGGAUCUGUUUUAGUGCUUCAGAGUUGAUGAGGUUGAACCACUCAUGAAUGAGCAAUUAAAAUACAUUACAGAAAUAUUCUCUGAAAAUAUUGUAAGUCUGGUGAAACAUAUCAGGUCCUGAAUGAGCCCAAUGUCUGCCACCUCCCUCCCUGUUGCUUUUUGUUUAUCUGCAAAAAGAGGUCACUAAUGUCCAGUGAACUUUGCAAGAUGUAGGUUGUUCAGGCCAAAAGUUAAACACUAGCCUAAAUUGGUUUAUGUAGAAAAUCUCAGAGAGCUUUGUGUUAGAAGGUUUAAAAAAAAAAAAAUGCUUCAUGAAUAUGAAGAAGAGUAUAGAAAUGAGAAGACACAGAAGGCCAGGUGGGAUGGGCACUGAUUUUGAGGUGAGUGAACAGAAAGUCACAGUCCUUUGCGAAGAUGAAAGAAAAUGAGAGUGAUCACAGAAAUACCCCGUCGGCGGGAUGCCUUUUAUUUGUGGCAUGGGAUGGCGACACCAACUCAGCUUUGCAUUCCAAAGAGAAAACGGUGACCCAGGCCAACAGAAGUCUGAUUUCCAGAGUAUUCAAAACAAAGUGGAUAUAUCUUUCUUAUGUAUUUUUGUGAGUAAAUGAAAAUAGUCUUGUCAUUUCAAAGAUGUUAGCUUUGAAAUUAGGUGCUAUCGGUUUCUAAAAUGAUCACUUGGGAUUUUAAAUCGUGUCUCAGCAGUAUGCCAGCAUGCAGUAUGUUGCCUUUCCAUGCUUAUGACAAUAAAAUACUUA
Talpa occidentalis (Iberian mole) is the source of this 8042-nucleotide messenger RNA. RefSeq names its product adhesion G protein-coupled receptor F5 (gene ADGRF5). Gene Ontology annotation, cellular component: membrane. The record is from RefSeq and is a predicted model, not a curated record. NCBI's taxonomy places the organism in Eukaryota, Metazoa, Chordata, Mammalia, Eulipotyphla, Talpidae. Gene Ontology annotation, biological process: G protein-coupled receptor signaling pathway; cell surface receptor signaling pathway. Gene Ontology annotation, molecular function: G protein-coupled receptor activity. The transcript is spliced from 22 exons. Bases 364 to 4530 code for a protein of 1388 amino acids.